GCUGAGCGUGGUCCCGGCGGGGGGCGGCGCUUCGCUCGGGGCGACCUGGGAUCCGCGCGGUUCGCCGGCGCCCACUGCAGGAGCAGCAGUACGCUUGGGGGCUGCGCGCUAGCAGCCGCACCGCUCUGCCCCGCGAGGGCGGCUGUGUUGUUAUUUGUUCUUUUUCACGUGAAAAGGACACUGCGUGGCUUCCCACAGUGUUCUCCGGGGCUUUCACUUGUUUAAAUCUUGAUUUUUGAUUUUCAAUCAAGUAUUUUUGAAUUUUACGCAUUAAAACAGAGAGGGGAAAAUACCCGUCUUGGUUGUUGGAGAUCCUUCUCUUUUCGAGGAGAGCAGCCACGCCAGCUUCCCGGUGCAGGAACGAUGUAGCCCCGCUCUGACCCGCGCCCACGCUGCCAGGUCACCCUUUGUCUGCGGCUCGCUGGGAAGGCUAUGAUGGGAAUGCAUGGGAGAACUUGGAGGUUCUGUCUAACCCUCUGCUUCUACCUGGAAGAUCCUCCUGUAGGAACACUGUCUCCCACUGUGGUGGGCUCCAAGGGGCAAAUGGACAAGCACAGCGCAGGGGGCCCGCGACGCACGCUUCCUGCAGUCUAGUCCAGGAAGCCCUUCCUCGGGGCCUGGGCUCUGGGAUGCGGCGUGCCGGAUGCCCUUGCCCUGAGUGACGAUGAUGGCCUUGCCCUGAGUGACGAUGGUCCGCCGCGGGCUGCUGGGGUGGAUUUCCCGGGUGGUGGUCCUGCUUGUGCUGCUCUGCUGUGCCGUCUCCGUCCUCUACAUGCUGGCCUGCACCCCCAAAGGCGACGAGGAGCAGCUGGGACUGCCCAGGGCCAAUGGCCCCACCGGGAAAGAGGGCUACCAGGCCGCGCUCCAGGAGCGUGAGGAGCAGCACCGCAACUAUGUCAGCAGUCUCAAGCGGCAGAUUGCGCAGCUCAAGGAGGAGCUGCAGGGGCGUAGCGAGCAGCUGCGGGGCGCUCAGGACCAGGCCAGUGAGGUGGCAGGCCGGGGCCCCGCGCCCAAGGCCCAGGCGCAGGCCGAUCUGCUGGCUUUCCUGCGCGCCCAGGUGGACAAGGCGGAGGUGCACACAGGGGUCAAGCUGGCCACCGAGUACGCCGCGGUGCCCUUCGACAGCUUCACCCUGCAGAAAGUGUACCAUCUGGAGACCGGCCUGACGCGUCACCCUGAGGAGAAGCCGGUGAGAAAAGACAAGCGUGACGAGUUGGUGGAAGCCAUCGAGUUGGCUUUGGAGAGCUUGAACAACCCCUCAGAGGGCAGCCCAAACCAGCGUCCCUACACGGCCUCGGACUUCAUAGAAGGGAUCUAUCGAACAGAAAAGGAUAAAGGCACUUUGUAUGAGCUCACCUUCAAAGGGGACCACAAACACGAAUUCAAAAGACUGAUCUUAUUUCGACCUUUUGGCCCAAUCAUGAAAGUGAAAAAGGAGAAACUCAACAUGGCCAACACGCUUAUCAAUGUUAUCGUGCCUCUAGCCAAAAGGGCGGACAAGUUCCGGCAGUUCAUGCAGAAUUUCAGGGAGAUGUGCAUCCAGCAAGAUGGGAGAAUUCAUCUCACUGUUGUUUACUUUGGGAAAGAAGAAAUGAAUGAAGUCAAGGGAAUACUGGAGAACACGUCCAAAGCUGCCAACUUUAGGAACUUCACCUUCAUCCAACUGAAUGGAGAAUUUUCCAGGGGGAAGGGACUCGAUGUCGGAGCUCGCUUCUGGAAGGGCAGCAAUGUCCUUCUCUUUUUCUGUGAUGUGGACAUCUACUUCACCUCGGAGUUCCUCAACACAUGCAGGCUGAACACACAGCCAGGGAAGAAGGUGUUUUAUCCGGUCCUUUUCAGUCAGUACAACCCCGGGAUAAUCUACGGCCACCACGAUGCCAUCCCGCCCCUGGAACAGCAGCUGGUCAUAAAGAAGGAAACUGGAUUUUGGAGAGACUUUGGAUUUGGGAUGACAUGCCAGUAUCGCUCGGACUUCAUCAACAUAGGUGGGUUUGAUUUGGAUAUCAAAGGCUGGGGCGGCGAGGAUGUGCACCUGUAUCGAAAGUAUCUCCAUAGCAACCUCAUUGUGGUGCGGACGCCAGUCCGGGGACUCUUUCACCUCUGGCAUGAGAAGCGCUGUGUGGACGAGCUGACUCCUGAGCAGUACAAAAUGUGCAUGCAGUCCAAGGCUAUGAACGAGGCAUCCCACGGGCAGCUGGGGAUGCUGGUCUUCCGGCACGAGAUAGAAGCUCACCUACGCAAACAGAAACAGAAGACAAGCAGCAAAAAGACAUGAGCUCCUAGGGGACAGAUCUGCAGCGACAUUUUAUCUUCCUUUUGCAAUUACCAAAAUAAUGGUUGCAACAAGGAAAAGACUGCCAUAAAGGGCACAAAAAGAAUCUGACUGAUUAGUAAGAGACGACAGGAGAGAGCCUUCAGUUCCUCUCUACUUGGCUUUAUGCAAGAGGAAUUAAAAUCUUUGCCGUGCCUGCAAACAUAGCCCAGAUGCACCAGGGAAGAGCCGGACAAAGGCGGAAUGAUUAGGAGAUGACAAGCCUGGUGGCGUGGAGUUUUGAUUGUGUUUACAACAAAACGAGAUCUGUUGUUUUCUGUGCUUAUUGAAAUAUUCAUGAAUUAGGACCAGCUUUGUCAGAAGUUCAGGAGAAUGAAAGGCAAGCACGUUUCUCCUCAUAUGAAUGGUUCUGUCAGUGGCGCACCAGUUGUAGAAAUGCGAACGCCUCAGAAGGCAGCAGAGCAAACCGAGUCAAAUGCAGACAUUCACUCAUGAGCCUCAUGAAGAUCGCAGGCAAAAUCAGGUGGACUAGAUGGACCAGUCACCACAAAUCCUGUGUUGUUUCCCCUCAAGGUUAACCAAAAAUAAUCUGCUUAUCUUUCUAUCAUCUUUUUUUAACCUUCUCCAUUUGUUUAUUUAAAGAUGUGUUUUCGCUUGUGUGCUAUCCCCUGCUUAUUUAAUUACAGAUUUGCAGUCUUUACUAAGCACAAUUUAGCAUAUACGUGUUUAUGUUUUUUUAAGAAGAUAUUUUUAGUGCAUUGUGGGAACUUUCAGUUCAGAAUGUCGGAUUGAUACCACAUCUUGCCAAACACGGAUACUGUCUGGCACUGAAAGUCCAGGCCUUGAGAUGAGUGAAGGCCUGGAUGGGGCCACUGGGCAAGGGUUGUGUAGAUACUUCAUCUGAAAAGGGUGCAGGAGGAGGAGCAACUGAACACUGGAGGAAGAGACACUGUCACCUUAUCCAGAAGGGAACUGCAUUCUGACUGAUGAGAUCUUGACAUAUUUAAGUCUCUCUCUUGCCUGUUUAAAUAAACCAAAGUUAUGAACCAAACAAUCUCUUUUUCAAAGCAGGGUGCUCUUCCUGGCUUCUGGCUUCCAUAAGAAGAAAAGCAGGAGGAAAAAAAAUACAAAACAAAAAAAAAACUCAAUCUGUCUGCCAGAGUCCAGCAAGAUGGAAGUUUUUACUACUUGUUCCCUCACCCCAGGCGAGGUGGAAGUAAUUUAAUUAUUUUUAAAAUUAAGCAGUUCAACUCAAUCACCAAGAUGCUUCUGAAAAUUGCAUUUUAUUCCAAUUUCAAAGAGUGUUUUUUAAAAUAAGUACAGUUAACCUUGAGUGGUUUCUACAUCCAUGUGAGGAUAAUUUAUUUAUUAGCCAGCACCAGCUGCAUGAGCUAAUUAUCUCUCUGAUUCCUUUCCUUCUGUUUGCCUACAGUAAACUCAUUGUUUGAAAGCUCCAAGAGCAUUCAAGCUGUUGGUAAAAGGAAGAGCAUUGUAUUGAUUUGUACUGGUAGUUCAUAAAAUUUAAUUAAAACA
Messenger RNA from Octodon degus (degu), 3805 nucleotides. RefSeq names its product chondroitin sulfate N-acetylgalactosaminyltransferase 1 (gene Csgalnact1). The record is from RefSeq and is a predicted model, not a curated record. The transcript is spliced from 9 exons. Bases 689 to 2275 code for a protein of 528 amino acids. Lineage: Eukaryota; Metazoa; Chordata; Mammalia; Rodentia; Octodontidae. Gene Ontology annotation, molecular function: glucuronosyl-N-acetylgalactosaminyl-proteoglycan 4-beta-N-acetylgalactosaminyltransferase activity. Gene Ontology annotation, cellular component: Golgi cisterna membrane.